This is a messenger RNA of Engraulis encrasicolus (European anchovy), 2354 nucleotides long. It is a transcript of the gene gipc1, whose product is annotated as GIPC PDZ domain containing family, member 1. Bases 364 to 1368 code for a protein of 334 amino acids. The record is from RefSeq and is a predicted model, not a curated record. The transcript has 7 exons. NCBI's taxonomy places the organism in Eukaryota, Metazoa, Chordata, Actinopteri, Clupeiformes, Engraulidae. Gene Ontology annotation, molecular function: protein binding.
AAGAAGAAAAACGAAGAUGUCCCACCCUCUCGAUUAUUAGCGGUGGCUAAAAUUUCGUCGAGAAAGAAGUAACAUUGGAACAACCACAGGAAUUAAAUUUUACAGCCAACGCUUUUUCUGACAUGGUGAAGAUGUCCAGCUGCGAAUGAAUGUAACAGCUUCUCGGAGUCGGCAUUGCUUGGAGAGAUGGCCUAGAGAUGUGAAGAGUUAGAACCCUUUGUCCCACACAAGAUCUCAGCUACUGCAAGGCGUGCAGUGCAGUGUCCACAUAUUCAUUAUUCUGUUGGCUUGUAGUGCGCCACAGACACAUAGAAAACACUACUGUCACAGUCACUCCUCCAUAAAGACUUAAGACACAUUAAGAUGCCUUUAGGACUGGGCCGAAGAAAGAAGGCUUCUCCACUAGUCGAGAAUGAAGAGGCAGAGCCUGUGAGAGCGGGCAUGAACGUGCCAGGUCUGGAUGGCAUGGACGGAGUAGGCGGCGGGCUCGGGGAAGCUACCGCCCAGGAGGGUCUUCCACCCCCGCCCACCAGCCUUCGCCCACGACUCAUCUUCCACACUCAGCUAGCUCACGGGAGCCCCACGGGGCGAAUCGAGGGAUUCAGCAAUGUCCGGGAACUCUACGCCAAGAUAGGCGAGGCCUUUGGGAUACCCCCUGCUGAGGUGAUGUUUUGCACACUGAACACGCAUAAGGUGGACAUGGAGAAGCUGCUGGGGGGCCAGAUCGGGCUGGAGGACUUUAUCUUUGCGCACGUGAAGGGCCAGCGCAAAGAGGUGGAGGUGUACAAGGGGGAGGACGCCCUGGGACUCACCAUCACCGACAACGGAGCUGGCUACGCCUUUAUCAAGAGAAUAAGAGAAGGCAGCGUGAUCCACCAGAUUCAGGUCAUCAACGUUGGGGACAUGAUCGAGUCCAUCAACGGCCACAUGCUGAUUGGCUGUCGACAUUACGAGGUUGCCAAGAUGCUCAAGGAGCUGCCCAGGGCCAAGAACUUUGUCCUCAAACUGGUGGAACCCUUAAAGGCUUUCGAUAUGAUCAGCCAAAGGGGUGGCUCUAGGUCGGGGGUUCAGCUUGGCACUGGGAGAGGUACGCUGCGUCUCAGAUCCAAAGGACCUGCCACUGUGGAGGAACUGCCGUCUGCGUUUGAGGAGAAGGCCAUUGAGAAGGUGGAUGACCUGCUGGAGAGUUACAUGGGGAUCCGAGACAGUGAGCUCGCGGCCACCAUGGUGGAGCUGGGUAAAGACAAGAAGAACCCAGAUGAGUUUGCUGAGGCGCUAGACGAGACGCUGGGAGACUUUGCCUUCCCGGACGAGUUUGUGUUCGACGUGUGGGGUGCCAUCGGAGAUGCGAAGGUCGGCCGAGUGUGAGGGUGGGGGGUGGGGGGGGGGUUGGUCAUGCGGUGACCGGACGGGCAGGCAGGGAGCAGGUAUUGGAAGGAAGUAGAGAUGCUUGUCUCUGUUAUGCUGUAGCGGUGUGCGUGUAUGAAGAAUUGCUACUAGGAAGUCGCUCCAGUAUAGUAACUCUUAUGAAUAUUUGUUGGCUCUCUCUUUGAUGAGUUGGCUCUCUCUCUAUCCGCGUGCGUCGCCUUUCUAUCUGAUGGGAGCACGGUCCAUUUGGGAGGGUAUAUGUGGGAGCUUGUUACCACUGUAUGGGAGAGUUGUCUCUGGCCCUUUAACACCACUUUAUCUAUCUGCCUUUUUUCUUUCUUUUUUCUUUCUUUUUUUUCUUCUUCUUCUUCUUCCUCUUCUUCUUCUUCUUCUGGUUUUUAAAUUCCAAGCCAUUUGUGGCUGACGUGAUGUCGGUUGAGAGCAUGAAGUUGUCUCUUGUUUGUUUUAUCUCAAACUGUGUUUGAUGCAUACCAUACAGUAACUUGGGUGACCAGUUAAUUCUAAUCCAUUCCCACUCCACAACCCCAUCUUUUUAAAAGCAUCAUUUUGUGUCUAAUCAAAAGCAAAAUGCAGAAAGAGACACGAAAAGAUGUGAAUUGCUCUAGGGAGGCGUUGUUGGGCCUUGGAUGCUGGCUUCUACAAACUGUGACUUGUUCCAUUUUAUCUUCCAUUUUAUUCCUUGUUUUCCCCCUUUUGUACGUUUUGCACUCACACAGCGCUGUACAAGCUGCACUGCUGCUGCUCUCCAUGCUAACCCGCACUGCACUCUACUGCACUAAACACCAUACCACUGCACACACCACACCACACAACACAACACCAUACCACUGCACACAACACCAUACCACUGCACACACCACCGCACACAACACACCACACCACACAACAUCAUACCACUGCACACAACACACAACACCACACCACACCACACCAUACCACACCACACCACAUUAUACCACUGCACA